AUACAUGGGAAAGUUCGUUGAUUAGUUCAGAUCCGAAGCUCCCUCCCUCUCUCCUUGCAAAUCAAUGUCGGGUACCACGGGUUUACAGCACACGACUUUGAAUAAUUUGAAGAAGAAAGAACAAAACGGCUGCGCUUGAGAGAUAUAUUAUUGCUUUUUGUAUGCAUUCUUGGGCAAUUUCGACGUCUAUGACCAUGACCCAGCAGAGAAAAUUGUGUAUAAAUCAUUGAAAUCAAGAUAAGAACAAAACCCGGAUCUUGUAAUUCCAUUCCAAUGGCGAAAGCUCGUUUGAUUGUAGCGGAUUUCGUGAUUUCUUUCAUGUAUGCAUGGUCGGGCGCUAUGAUAAAGAUAUUUGUGUACCAGAUUUUGGGGCUGGGUUAUGACCAUCAAGGAGAGAUUGUCAAGGGUGCUUUGUCGAUCGCCAACAUGUUCUUCUUUGCAUUUUUGGGGAAGAUUAGCAAAGGAGGGGGUUACAAUCCUCUCACUGUUCUUUCUUCUGCCAUUUCUGGGGAUUUCAGUCAGUUUCUCUUCACUGUUGGGGCUAGAAUUCCUGCUCAGGUAAUCGGAUCUAUUACCGGGGUUAGGAUCCUGAUUGACAUCUUCCCUCAAGUAGGACUGGGUCCACGUUUGAAUGUUGAAAUCCAUCAUGGUGCACUGACUGAAGGAUUUCUAACAUUUGCAAUUGUUAUCAUCUCACUCGGGCUAGCAAUAAAGAUCCCUGGAAGUUUUUUCAUGAAGACUUGGAUAUCAAGUGUAUCAAAGUUAGCUCUUCAAGUACUCGGGUCUGAUCUGACGGGUGGAUGCAUGAACCCAGCAUCUGCGAUGGGAUGGGCUUAUGCUCGUGGUGAUCAUAUAACCAAGGAGCACAUACUCGUAUACUGGCUUGCACCGAUAGAGGCAACUCUCCUAGCUGUAUGGACAUUUAGAUUGGUAGUUCGGCCACAGAAAGAGCAGACUAAAUCUGAAUGAAUGAAUUCCAAUUCUUUUGCGUUUUAACUCUGCUGGAUGAACAAACGUAUUAGCUUUGGAGAAGGUAAAUGUGGACAAGAUUAACCACCACACAGCACUGAAGAAAUUCUCUGUAUUUUGCAAAGUAUUCCUUUGAGUCAUUAUUCUGUACAGAUUUUUCAUUUUAUGUUUCACAUCUUCCCUCGUUAUCCCUCCCUACGAGUCAGUCAAUUAGUGUAGCCGGAUGAUAUCCAAUCAUCUGCUCGAAAUUGACUUUGAAACUACCAGUAACUCUUAUGCAGAAUAUGAUUGUUCUGCUUUCUUUUGUCUAUACAUUGUAUUUUGUCUUCUCAGUAAUCCUGCUCUACAGCUUAUGUUUGCUUUCAUAAGUUGUGCUAAUGACAUAGCAUAGUUGCUGUCUCUGUCUCAUC
Tripterygium wilfordii is the source of this 1379-nucleotide messenger RNA. Its product is annotated as probable aquaporin SIP2-1. The record is from RefSeq and is a predicted model, not a curated record. Gene Ontology annotation, molecular function: channel activity. The coding region runs from base 274 to 969 and encodes 231 amino acids. The transcript has 3 exons. Gene Ontology annotation, biological process: transmembrane transport. Lineage: Eukaryota; Viridiplantae; Streptophyta; Magnoliopsida; Celastrales; Celastraceae. Gene Ontology annotation, cellular component: membrane.